Molecule: messenger RNA, 2888 nt
Organism: Sinocyclocheilus anshuiensis
Lineage: Eukaryota; Metazoa; Chordata; Actinopteri; Cypriniformes; Cyprinidae
Product: rho GTPase-activating protein 17-like
Exons: 20
Coding region: 309-2408 (699 amino acids)
Biological process (GO): signal transduction; regulation of actin cytoskeleton organization; regulation of Rac protein signal transduction
Cellular component (GO): cytosol; intracellular anatomical structure; cytoplasm
Molecular function (GO): GTPase activator activity; protein binding
Source: RefSeq, a predicted model, not a curated record
UCAGUCAAGGUGUCAUGUGUCACAACCCACUGCGCUCCACAAUAGGGAAGUGAACUGCACUUCCUAUUUCCUCAGCGUUACUGCUGUCUACUGACUAAACCAGAAAUCGAGAGGAUGAGAAACGAAAGGAACACGUUUGACGCACGGUUUAUAAAUGAAUAUGAGCAGUAAAUGACACAGAUUGUCCGGUUCGGAUCCAGUUCUGCGCGCGUAAUGGGAGCGUCGCGCGUGCGGGCGGCACGUUGAUAAAACAGCGACUUCUGUAGCCUAUAUAAGUUUUAUAUGUUGCUGGCUGAAGACGAUUCAAGAUGAAGAAACAGUUCAACCGCAUGAAACAGCUCGCCAACCAGACCGUUGGCAGAGCAGAGAAGACAGAAGUACUGAGUGACGACCUUCUUAUGAUUGAGCGGCGCCUUGAAAAUGUGCGAUUUGUCUCCCAUAAUGUGCACAAGAAGAUGGUCAUGUGUCUACAGGGUAACGUGGGUUCAGAUGUGGACAAGAGACAUAAAAAGCUUCCUGUCACAGCCCUUUCACAAUCCAUGCUGGAUGGAGGAAGUCAGCUCGGAGACGAGUCCUUCAUCGGAAAGAUGAUGGAAGUCUGUGGAGAAGCUGAAAACAAACUGGCCUUGGAGCAGAGCCAACUUGAAGUUCAGCUGGAGAGAGAUAUUCUGGAGCCUCUCAACCAGCUGGCGGAGGUGGAUAUUCCUAACAUCCUGAAGCAGAGGAAACAUUUAGCCAAGCUUGUGUUGGAUUUUGAUUCUGCAAAAGCCAGGUAUCAGCAGGCCACAAAGGCAUUUCCGACAGCUGCAAAUGCUCAAGCAAUGGCCGCCAAAGUUGACACACUUAAGGAGGAGAUGGAUGAAGCUCAGAACAAAAUGGAAAUAUGCAAGGAUCAAGUGGCAGCAGAUAUGUACAACUUUUCGUCCAAGGAAGGAGAAUAUGCUCGCUAUUAUGUGUUGUUGUUAGAAGCUCAAGCUGAAUACCACAGAAGAGCUUUGGCGUCCAUCGAGAGCGUCCUGCCCACCAUACAGUCACAGCAAGAUAAAUGGACAGAGAAGCCAGCGUUUGGCACGGCUCUGGAAGAACAUCUCAAACGCACUAGCAGAGAGAUCGCUCUGCCCAUAGAGGCCUGCAUUAUGAUGCUACUGGAAACCGGCAUGCAAGAAGAGGGUUUGUUCCGUAUCGCUGCCGGAGCCUCUAAACUGAAGAAGUUAAAGGCGGCACUGGACUGUUCCACUUCCCAACUGGAGGAGUUUUACUCUGACCCUCAUGCUGUAGCCGGAGCCCUGAAAUCUUACCUGAGGGAGCUGCCUGAACCUCUGAUGACCUACCAGCUGUAUGAAGAGUGGAUCCAAGCCUCAAAUAUCUCUGAUCCUGAUAAGAGGCUUCAGGCGCUGUGGGUGGUGUGUGACAUGUUACCAAAAGCCAACAAGACCAACUUUAGGUACCUGGUGAAGUUUCUUGCAAAGCUUGCUCUGGAAAGUGACGUAAAUAAGAUGACAGCGAGCAACAUCGCCAUCGUACUGGGACCCAAUUUACUGUGGGCCAAGACAGAGGGAAGCCUGGCUGAGAUGGCGGCUACUACCUCCGUGCAUGUCGUGUCUAUAAUAGAACUGAUAAUCAACCAUUCUAGCUGGUUCUUCCCUGAAGAUGUGGACUUCAAUGUCUCAGGCAUGUUUGCUAUGCCUGGGUGCCCGGGGACCCCUGACUCAGAAGCCGGGACCAUAGACAGGAGGCGCCCAGGCAGCCAGGGGUCGCUCGAUUCUGACACACCCCGCAAAGACAGUAACAUCGCCCGAGAUCCUGCAUCCACACCCCCUGCCAUGAGGAACGGCCCGGGAGGUCUGAGUGGGACGCCCGCUCAGCUGAAUGUGGUGACCCCUACCUCAGGUCCUAAGGGCCCCAGUCCAUUCUUGGGCCGCAGAGGUACAAAGAAACAAGCCCCAGCACCUCCCAAACAGAGCGUAAAAGCGGCUCCUAACCAGCCCUCAGCCCCGAGCACUCCUCAGCCUCUCAUCGCACCCCGCCGCAACAACCAGACCCCCAUUCAGGCCCCCAGCCACCCUCCUCCUCAGCCUCCUCCCCAGAGCACAGAAGAAGCCGAACCGUCCCUUCCCAGAACGCCCACCCCUCCCGGUACACCUCCUCACGACGGCUCCCAGCUGCGCCCCAGGCCCACCCCUCGAGCACGACCCAAACCCAGCGGCCCGCCACCACCACAACCAUCUAUCGACGGCGCCAACGGUGUCUGUGUUUCUGGAUCCAAGAUUAUCUCAGAUGAAGAUGGAGAUGUAGAGGAGAGAUCUUUGACGGGACCAGGGCUGGAUCUUGUCCCAGAGCUUGAGGAGGAUGAAACCACAGAAACACUCUCAGAAGAUGAACACCAAUCAGAAAACACCGCCCUGUGAGGUGGGCGGAGUCCAGUCUUCACACAGCCAAUGGAAAGCUAUGUUCGUAAUAGAAUACUAGCAUACUUACUGCAUAGUGUAUUGUUUUUAAGGAUGUGAAAGCAUGCAAAAUGAAAAACGUUUUAAACGUGACCUCAGUUACCUUUUGAAUUAAUAUAGGUAUUAAGCAUUCAGAUUUAAGUAAAAAAAAAAAAAAAAGUAUUUUGUGAGAAUGAUCAAAUGAGUCAUCACAGUUGCUUAAAACGUCACAGUGGAGAUGGAAUGUCAAGUCGAUGCAUUGCAUUGUGGGAUAUGGUACCCAGCACAGUGUGCAAUUAUAGUAGGUCAUCUGGGUAUUCAAAGCAUACAGAAAAUAGUACAUACAGCACAAAUAGUUUGGUAGUAUGCUAUUCCUAACAUAGCCAUUCACUUUAACCUUUAACCCCUAGAGAAAACUCUCUCUGUCCUCACAAUGCUGGCACAUUGUAACUACAUACCAGG